AAAGAGAGAGAGAGAAAGAGAAUGGGAGGGGAAAAAAAAAAACCCAACCCAGCCCCUCUGCUGGAGCGUCAGCAGAUACAAUCAAGCCCGGCUGAGUCUUUCCUGCAGUCUCCACUUUGUUUUAUUUUCCUCCCUUCUCAUCUGCUUCGGAUUCCUUCACACAGUUUCAAGUUCUUCUCGCGCACCCGACCCCUCCCGCCCCUCUCCACACACGCGCCGCGGGCUGAGCAGGAAGAGGCAGCCCUUGAAGGCUCCGCGGCGGCGGCGGCUGCUCUCUCCCCGCUGCUCGCAAAGUCCGGCGGGCCGGAGGCAGCCACCAACUCCUCUCAACUUCUGCGGAUCCGCUGGGCGAAGCAACACGCUUCCUGCACGUCUCUCCUAGGGGCUGAGCCGGAGCCCAUAGAAGAACGGAGCCAGAAUCUGAGGAUGCCUCCAUCAGCUGGUCCUAGGGGAAAGAGGACACAUUGCAACCACAGACCUGGAUCAGUGUCGAGGGGUGAGAAGGACCAAAAAAACAUGUGGAUAUUUUCUCAGUGACCGAUGAUGGAACCCAAACUUCUCUGGAGAAGAGGGAAGAGGGAUACAGUAGCAGAGCCCUAAAGACACUAAAAUACAUGUUCUUCAAUGCUGUCACAACAGAAAUUAGCUUUUUCUUCUUGGUGGAGGUUGUACACUUCACUCCUUUCCUCCUUUUCAAAUCUUCAUUAAAGGAUUACCUUUUUUUCUGGAAAACCUCUCCUGAAUCCCUCAAAGCCAGCUAGAAAUCAAUUUAGUCUAUCCAGUGCAACAACUCAAUAUACAUUUUCUUCCAUUAGCCUACAUAAGGGCUACUACUGUGAGCCAAGCACUGUGCGAGGCAUUUUGGGUUAAAAGAUGAAAAGUCAUAUCCCUACCCUUGUGACAUACCUUCUAGGAAGAGUUGGUUAUGGAUUCAGGUAAUAUUGGGAUCAUCUGGAUUGGUUCUUAUAGGUUAAAUAUAGCUAUAUAAUCAAUGGCUUAUAGUCAGGUAGGCCCUGUAAAAAGUAUCUAUUGGUAUGGACAGAGAGUCCUUACAGGCUAUAGGGCCUGGAGCAGAUGUAAAAUAGCCUCCAGUCAAGUAAGGCUGGGGAUACAUUCUUUAUCAAGAAUCUACAACUCCAAAAUUUUAUAGAUAAGAAGUUUUGCUGCCUCUCCCCUCACCACCCAAGUGGAUUACAUGCUGAUGUCACUUGGGCCAUGAUAAGUGAUCCGCCAUAGUGCAGUGCUGAUUUCUGGUGGUUCAGGGGUAGCCCUGCCUGAAAACACACAGUGUGCAGAGGAAGCUAAACAAAGCCGUGUUUGAUUCCAUCUGUUUCCUUUCUGGACCAUUUAACCACCCUGAUCUCUUUCUUCUCUCCCAGAGGGGUGUUACUCUUUUUAAAUUUAAGCUUUGUUAGAUUCUUUUUAAAUUUAAAA
This is a messenger RNA of Hipposideros armiger (great roundleaf bat), 1434 nucleotides long. RefSeq lists its product as uncharacterized. The coding region runs from base 22 to 537 and encodes 171 amino acids. The transcript is spliced from 4 exons. NCBI's taxonomy places the organism in Eukaryota, Metazoa, Chordata, Mammalia, Chiroptera, Hipposideridae. The record is from RefSeq and is a predicted model, not a curated record.